AUGCGCCCCAGUAUCUCAUCGCCGCAUCCAACGGGCUUGUUAUUUUGCUUACUCGGUCUCUUGUAUCUACUCUCGAUCGGCUAUUAUCGGUCGGCAAGUCACCGCGAUCCUACCUCCUUCUUCUUCGACCCCAGUCGAGCCUACGAGAAACGGUAUUCCGCGCACCGAAUUCAAGAAGCAAAGUCCUUUCUCACCACUGCUGGCGACUUUCCCUCCGCAGCAAAGCCAUCCGGCAACACCCAGGCUACGAUUUGUGUGGGGAUAGUGACAGUUCGCCGAAGGAAAGAGCAAUAUGUUGGGUUGACAGUAGCCUCUCUCCUGGAAGGCCUCACCGAAUCGGAACGAAACACAAUAUUCCUUGAUCUACUCAUUGCACAUACCGAUCCCUUCGUUCACCCAAUAUUCUCCGAGAAGUGGGUAGAGACCCUACCCGACCGCGUCCUCCUGUAUUUGAACGAUGAUAACCCCGAUUACGAGCAGAUCCGCGCCUGGGAGGAUGGAGGAUGGUAUCGUAAUAAGACUAUCUACGAUUUUACACAUUUGAUGAAGGAUUGUUAUGAGACUGGUGCGGAUUACGUCGCCAUGAUUGAGGAUGAUACUUUGGCUGCCAAGGGCUGGCUUUCUUCUACUUUACACGCCCUUGAAGUAAUCCAGCAGCGCACAAGAGCUGGACAAGACUGGGUCUACCUUCGCCUCUUCUAUAUUGAUGACCUGCUGGGUUGGAACUCGGAGGAGUGGCCGAGAUACCUCGCGUUCGCUUUCCUACUUUGGGCUGCUCUAACGGGAGCCAUAGUAUCUGCAAAGAAAAGGUUCUUCAAGUCAACUCCAGCAAGUGCUAUCUGUAUGAUCUCUUUUUGUUUCAUUCCGGCGUUCAUCGGACUACACUUCAUGGCAGGGCGGCAGACAAUGUGGCCGAUUCGUCCGGGUGUCCACGAGAUGAACAAAUACGGAUGCUGCUCGCAGGGCCUGGUCUUCCCGCGUUCGAUAGUGCCACGAUUUCUGGAACAUACCGAUCUUACAACCGAUUGGUUAGUUGAUAAGCAAAUCUUAAAAAUUCCCCGGCCCCGAGGUUACGGAUCAUGCCGACGACAUCAUGACGUAUACACGCGGUUCCAACGAGCUUUGCCGAAAACGAAGUGA
This is a messenger RNA of Aspergillus costaricaensis CBS 115574, 1140 nucleotides long. RefSeq lists its product as uncharacterized. NCBI's taxonomy places the organism in Eukaryota, Fungi, Ascomycota, Eurotiomycetes, Eurotiales, Aspergillaceae. Gene Ontology annotation, molecular function: glycosyltransferase activity. Gene Ontology annotation, biological process: GPI anchor biosynthetic process. The transcript has a single exon. The record is from RefSeq and is a predicted model, not a curated record. Gene Ontology annotation, cellular component: Golgi membrane. Bases 1 to 1140 code for a protein of 379 amino acids.